Aspergillus homomorphus CBS 101889 is the source of this 1959-nucleotide messenger RNA. RefSeq names its product general substrate transporter. The transcript has 2 exons. Gene Ontology annotation, cellular component: membrane. Lineage: Eukaryota; Fungi; Ascomycota; Eurotiomycetes; Eurotiales; Aspergillaceae. Gene Ontology annotation, biological process: transmembrane transport; carbohydrate transport. Gene Ontology annotation, molecular function: carbohydrate:proton symporter activity. The record is from RefSeq and is a predicted model, not a curated record. Bases 135 to 1775 code for a protein of 546 amino acids.
UCAAUCAUUGAGGCAUUAUUCCCCUGCAGGGGGUGGAACUUACCGCUUCCCUAAGCGUCCAGGCCCGUCGACUAUAUGGUAUAUACUACACCAUCCAACCGCGCAACCCCCAUCCCAAUUCACCCAGAGAGACAAUGUCAGACACCAAGAGCCAGGUCGAUACCUCCUACGUGGAGAGCACCACUACCGACGACCGCCUGAAAAACCAGGAACCCGCCACACAUGACAGGCCAUGGCAAUGCUCGCUGGAGGCAGCCAAGGCCGCGAACGCCCGCGAGCACGAGAUGUCCGUCACGCAGGCGCUGAAGCUCUUCCCAUGGGCCGUCGCGUGGUCGCUCGUCCCCUCCAUCGCCAUCGUCAUGGAAGGGUACGACACCAUCCUGAUCACCAGUUUCUUCGGAUACCCGGCCUUCAGGACGAAGUUCGGCGAAGAGCAUUCUGGCAAGGGGUAUCAGGUGGCGGGGUCCUGGCAGUCGGCUCUCGGGGCGGCGGGGAACUUGGGAUGUAUGGUGGGAGCUUUAAUCAAUGGCUUUUUGAUUGAGCGGUUGGGGUUCAAGCGGGUCUUCCUUCUGGCUCAGGUCCUGAUGUGUGCGUUUAUCUGCAUCCCUUUCUUCGGCGACUCCGUCGGGCUUCAAGUCGCGGGGCAGACUCUGUGUGGACUUCCUUGGGGCAUCUUUGCGACCCUUGGACCGGCGUAUAGUUCCGAGCUCUGUCCGAUGGUGCUGCGGCCCUAUCUGACGGCAUUCGUGAAUGUGUCCUUCGUGAUGGGCCAGCUGAUCAGUGCUGGAGUGCUGCAGGGUCUGAUUGAUCUCGAUAACCAGUGGUCCUACCGCAUCCCAUUUGCGCUGCAGUGGGUGUGGCCCGUCCCGUUGUUUGUGUUUGGCUGCUUCAUGCCCGAAUCGCCUUGGUGGCACGUGCGGAAGGGCCAGUAUGAUUCCGCAUCGAAGAUCGUCAAUCGACUCCUGGCGGAGCCGAACACCGAUACGGCGCACCAGACUGUCGCGAUGAUGAUCCACACCAACAACCUGGAAAACGAGAUCAAGGAAGGGUCCUACCUGGACUGCUUCUGCGGGCCCAAUUCCCGCCGCACCGAGAUCGCCUGCAUGGCACUGGCGGGACAGGUGUUUGCAGGGAUCGCGUUCGCGUACUCGCCGACGUACUUCUUCGAGCAGGCCGGGAUGAGCGACGACGACUCGUACAAGCUCGGGCUGGGCGGCGCCGGCCUUGCCUUCGUCGGCACGACCGUCUCCGGCCUCGCCAUGCAUUAUCUAGGCCGUCGCAUCAUGUACGUGGGCGGCAUGGGCUUGAUGAGUGUCUAUCUGCUCGUCAUCGGGUGCAUGACGCCGGCCACUAAGGGCCACAACAGCAACCCGGCUGUUCUUUGGGCGCAGUCCGUUGUAUGUAUCAUUUGGCUAUUUACAUUCUCUUUGACUGUCGGACCGAUUGCGUGGGUGAUCCCGCCCGAGGUGUCGUCCACGCGGCUGCGGUCGAAGACGGUGGUGCUGGCCCGCAAUUCUUAUUACGUUGCGUCUGUGGUUGCCAAUGGGCUGGAGCCAUUGAUGCUCAACCCCACGGCGUGGAAUUGGCGGGGGUACGCGGGGUUCUUUUGGUUUGGGUCGGCGUUUUUGACCUUUGUUUGGAGCUACUUCCGACUUCCGGAGACCAAGGGACGGACGUAUGAGGAGUUGGAUCUUAUGUUUGCGAGGGAGGUUCCGACUCGGGAGUUCGGGAAGUAUCAAGUGGAUGCGUAUGAGGAAGAUUCCCACCUAAGUUGAAGAUCAUACCAGCGUUCCAUAGAAAUGCCGCCAACUGGCAAACAAAGGCUACGUACUUCCUAGCGGCCCACGGAUCAAUCAGCGGUGCGGGGAAUGUCGAUGCCUGGGAAUUGAGGCUGUGUCAGCCUUGCUCUCCAUCUACUUCUGUCCACCAAAUCACCAGCUGCUCUUCUUCAUCCCUCAA